Molecule: messenger RNA, 529 nt
Organism: Elephantulus edwardii (Cape elephant shrew)
Lineage: Eukaryota; Metazoa; Chordata; Mammalia; Macroscelidea; Macroscelididae
Gene: RPL26
Product: ribosomal protein L26
Exons: 4
Coding region: 88-525 (145 amino acids)
Biological process (GO): cytoplasmic translation; ribosomal large subunit biogenesis
Cellular component (GO): ribosome; cytosolic large ribosomal subunit
Molecular function (GO): structural constituent of ribosome; RNA binding
Source: RefSeq, a predicted model, not a curated record
GAGAAUUCGCGUAAACUUACAGAACCGGAAAUAACCUGUGGGUCUCUUUCGUCUCCUGUGGCCAUCGCUGAAGCGGCAGCGGCCAAAAUGAAGUUCAAUCCUUUUGUGACUUCUGACCGGAGCAAAAACCGUAAAAGGCACUUCAAUGCACCCUCUCACGUUCGAAGGAAGAUUAUGUCUUCUCCUCUGUCCAAGGAGCUGAGGCAGAAAUACAACGUGCGGUCCAUGCCCAUCCGAAAGGAUGAUGAAGUUCAGGUUGUACGAGGGCACUAUAAAGGUCAGCAAAUUGGCAAAGUAGUUCAGGUUUACAGGAAGAAAUAUGUCAUCUACAUUGAACGAGUGCAGCGAGAAAAAGCUAAUGGCACAACGGUCCAUGUGGGCAUUCACCCUAGCAAGGUGGUUAUCACUAAGCUAAAACUGGAUAAAGACAGAAAAAAGAUCCUUGAACGUAAAGCUAAAUCUCGCCAAGUUGGAAAAGAAAAGGGCAAAUAUAAGGAAGAAACAAUUGAGAAGAUGCAGGAGUAAAAUA